AAAUACAGAAUUCACCAAUUCACGACCACAUAUGUACAUAUGUAUGUACAUGCACACAUAAAUACAUAUCCAAAUACAAUUACAGAUGUGUGCAUAGGUCCGAGAACGUGACGUGGCACGCCUACAAAAUAUAUACAGAGCUCAGAGCGUGUAUCGAUCGAUCGAUCGAUCGAUGGUUCGGUCGAUGUUCCAGCCAAGCUAACAAAAGGCAAAAUGUAUAAAACAAAAACACCAACAACAAUAGCAGCAGCCGCAACAGCAACAGCAAAAGCAACAACAAUAACAACAACAAGAAAACUGAAGACGACGACACGAGCGUAAAUCUUUUUAGCGUGAAAAAAUUCUAUAAAACUAACAGGCACUGUGUGGUCGCACAUCAUUCGUGUGUGCUACGACAGCAGACGACAGCCAUCCAUCCAGCCAGCUAGCCAGCCAGUCAGCCAGCCAACCAGUCAACCAAUCAGUCAAUCAGUUUGAUUGAUUAUUGAACCCAAACUCGAAACAACAACAAAAAUCGUACGGCUCUCUGGUUCCAUAUCUAACAGCAGCAGCAGCAGCAGCCCAGUCAGUCCAGUCCAGUCCAGUCAUCAGCAUCGUCCAGCCUCAUUUCAUCAGUCAGUCAAUAACUAACUGGCACUCGCUCUCCGCUCGCCGGCUAGAGGAUAUCUUUGUGCGACGCUUUAGUUUCAGUUCGCAUUUGGACGCGUGCAAGAGAAAUUCGUGCGCGAAAAAAUUCAAUCGCAAAUAUUUCGAGUGUGACAAUUUUUCAAACAAUCUCUUCAAACAAUUUGCGCACACACGUGCCCGACAUUCGCGCUGACUAAAACAAUACAAAUAAACAAAUCAAAAAAAAAGCAACUAAAUUUGUUCUAAAAUUUAUAAAAAAAAAAAAUCCAAUUCAAAAUCUACGUUGAUUAAUUUGUCUGACCCCUGCAGUUCAACUGAGUUAACUUUGUGCUGCAGUUGUGUUCGAAACAUUUCCGGUGUUUCAUUGUGAAAGCGAUAUCUUGGAAUUAUUGGAAAAUAUUUGGAGAAAAUCCCAAGCUACAAGAAAACAAAAUGAAGCUGUUUGCAGUAUUGCUGGCAUUAACGCUGUAUGCUUUGACGCUGGUGCAGGGCCUCAAUCUGCCCGAUCCGAAUGUGAAGUGUACCAUGGAGUGUGAUACGCAGGAGUACAAGAAGAUCUGUGCAGCAGACGACAAGGGUACCACAAAGACAUACCUGAAUGUUUGUGUUAUGAAGACGGAGAACUGUCUACAGAAUGCAAACUUUCAAAAGAUAAGCGACAAAGAGUGUCCUUAGAUGCUAGACCGGAUGAAAUGGAAGCACGUAGAACGGUAGAAACUUAAUCAAGAAUAUGUUGAGAUGAAGAUUUAUUUGGUAACACGACAUUCGAGAUUUUGUUGUAGAGGCCGCUUCAGUUAUAGAAAUUCUUGCGUGGUAUUUGUGUGUGAUAUGUUUAAGUUGUGCUCUAGUAGAAUACUAUACUAAACGCUCCCCAAUCGUAAUGCAUAAACUAUUUUGUAAUAUUAAUUUAAAAUAAAGUACAUUUUUAUACAUACAAUAAAAUAAAACAAAACACCAAC
Molecule: messenger RNA, 1586 nt
Organism: Scaptodrosophila lebanonensis
Lineage: Eukaryota; Metazoa; Arthropoda; Insecta; Diptera; Drosophilidae
Exons: 3
Coding region: 1060-1302 (80 amino acids)
Molecular function (GO): protein binding
Source: RefSeq, a predicted model, not a curated record